Molecule: messenger RNA, 165 nt
Organism: Meloidogyne enterolobii
Lineage: Eukaryota; Metazoa; Nematoda; Chromadorea; Rhabditida; Meloidogynidae
Source: the annotation of a GenBank genome assembly
AUGAAAACAUAUAUUUAUUUAUUAUUUAUUUCGCUAUUAUUAUUUACAUUUGUAAUUAUUCCUAUUAAAUGCGCAUCACGAAAGGAUGAUUCGGUACCUGAAUCUAGCAGCAAGCCAGAUCCUGGACCUUCUACAAGCUCUUUAAAUCCUUUAGGUAUAGUUUAG